Marasmius oreades (fairy-ring Marasmius) is the source of this 1509-nucleotide messenger RNA. RefSeq lists its product as uncharacterized. Lineage: Eukaryota; Fungi; Basidiomycota; Agaricomycetes; Agaricales; Marasmiaceae. The transcript has 10 exons. The coding region runs from base 1 to 1284 and encodes 427 amino acids. The record is from RefSeq and is a predicted model, not a curated record. Gene Ontology annotation, molecular function: ATP binding; ATP hydrolysis activity; ABC-type peptide transporter activity. Gene Ontology annotation, biological process: transmembrane transport. Gene Ontology annotation, cellular component: fungal-type vacuole; fungal-type vacuole membrane.
AUGAAACUUAUUGCGCAUUCUUUGAACGUGUUUUUCGCGGUUUAUCUGUGUCUCCACUCCAUAAAUCGCUGCCCUAUCGAGCGUCACAGCGAAUCCGUCCUUCACAUAACGGUCUUAACCACGAUACCUGCCUUGCUUCUUACGACCUUGUCCCUCGUUCCUGAUACGCCAUCCCAACUGAAUCUACGACAGGUGUCAUCAAUCGGGGACAAUCUGUGGUAUAUCGUGUUCUACCUUUCGGCCUGUAUCCUCGCGUUCACCGCGCCUCAAGGUCCCCCGCUCCACUACCCGCCAUCUGCUGUCUAUCAACCAAAGGUUGUAGAGUCUAUCACAAAUAAGGAUGAGGAGAAUGUGACGGGACUUGCAGCUUGCUCUCCCUGGGGCUACCUUAUGUUUCCCUGCGCCACCAAGGUCGUUAUGCUCGGGAAUAUUGCGGAGAGCCGUGAAAUAGGUGACCUACCGAUCCUUCCAAACCUGGUCGGCAUCUUCGGUCGAACGGGUAGUGGCAAAAGUACUCUCGCUCUGUCAUUUUUCCGAUUCGUAGAAGCAACCGAGGGCCGCAUAUUGGUUGAUGACAUCGACAUUGCAGAUGUUGGUUUAACGGACCUUCGAAGUGGGCUCGCGAUGAUACCCCAGGAUCCUACGAUUUUGUCAGGAACCUUAAAGUCCACCCUUGAUGUUUUUAGUGAAUAUGACAACGCUGAGAUUUUCGAAGGUUUACGCCGAGUCCAUCCUAUUCCAAGUUCUCGUGAGGAGGAAGAUCAAGAGGUCAACGCAAAAAUUUCCCGCGAUCUAGAUGCCUCAGUAGGGGGUGACAAUUUCUCUACUGGGUACUCUACCUUUCGAUGGAACAAACUCGAUUCACGAAAACAAUUAUUAUGUAUGGCACGGGCUAUCUUGAAGAGAUCUAAAGUACUUGUCAUGGACGAGGCGAGUUCUUUUACGCUACCGCUAGAUGUUGAGGAACUUAUCGCGCGGCUAAGCGUCGGCUAUUCAAUGGAUGAACUGAUCAGCCAGACAAUUCGACAAGGGUUUGCCGACAGCACAAUACUAACUAUCGCACAUCGGCUUCGUACCAUUAUUGAUUAUGACAGGGUAAUGUCUCCGCCUCUUUUCUUGCCUGAGAUCUCGAUUAACGAGUUCUCCAUGGAGAUAAUGCUCUUAGACCAAGGCCGCAUCGUAGAGUUUGAUCGGCCCCAGAAACUUCUUGCACAACCAUCGUCAAGGUUCUACGCGUUGUGCAAGCCACUGCGAAGGACGAGUUUGCCACGCUCAAACAGCUAGUGGGUGUUUAAUGGAUAGCGCACCCGUCAACAAACAGGUUUUUUGUUUCUAUAGAAUCUACUUGGAAUAAGGGAAGAGAGACAGUGGGGGGAUGGAUUGACUGCACCAGCCUCACAACGAGGCUUGAGAUGGAUAUUAGUGUAAGACAUGUUGAAGAGUGAGAAGCGGGGGACUACGUAUACUUCCGAAUAGUUGUGUAACUAUUGGAAUGGCAAUUUGCCCUGA